This is a messenger RNA of Triticum dicoccoides, 728 nucleotides long. RefSeq lists its product as uncharacterized. The transcript has a single exon. The coding region runs from base 126 to 728 and encodes 200 amino acids. Lineage: Eukaryota; Viridiplantae; Streptophyta; Magnoliopsida; Poales; Poaceae. The record is from RefSeq and is a predicted model, not a curated record.
GAAAAUAAAAGCAAUGUAAACAACCCAAGCAAAGUGGGGAUCUCCCGAACUUCCCAUUUCAGGGUCUCUGCCUCCGCCUCCGCGUGCGCCGUCGGCUUCGCCUUUCUAGGUUUCCGCCGCCGGUUAUGGAGACACCGGCGGGAGGUUCCGCCGAUCGCCGGGUAACCGGGUCUGGCGCCUCCGCCGGUGCUGCGGCUUCUGGCCUCAGCCGCUACGGUCUCAAUUUCUCCGCCUCCAGCCUUCUCCAGGCUCCGCUCGCCGCGCUCCUCGAGUACUCAGGCGUUGUCCCCUCCGGGCCCGUCCCGCAGACGGUGCAGCAGGCGGUACCCUCCUCUUCAUCGUCGUCUGAGGCUGACGGGCUACUUUCUGCCGCCGCUGCUGGGGAUGGAGAGGUCUCGAUUCGGAUCCAGGGUGGCCCCGGCGACCCUGACACGGCGAGCGCGACGGCCACAGGUGCCUCGCCGCAGGACUCGAUUGAGGUGGCCGCCUCCUCCAACUUUGACCCGGCCUCCGUGGCGGGAAGGGGAACCGGUGCUGAUGCGGAGGCAAGCAGCGGUGGCAGUGGCGGUGCUACGGUUUUUGAGAGAAGAAGAAAAACCACUAGCGAUUUACUAUUGGCGUAUACGAUUUUUGAGAGAAGAAGAAAAAUCGGUGGAAUCGAGCGUGCUCGCGAGAGGAAGCUACGAUCGUGCGGAUCUUUCGCUAACGAUCAGUCGACUGAUCGUUAG